This is a messenger RNA of Rotaria socialis, 1164 nucleotides long. NCBI's taxonomy places the organism in Eukaryota, Metazoa, Rotifera, Eurotatoria, Philodinida, Philodinidae. The record is from the annotation of a GenBank genome assembly.
AUGGUCUCAUGGAAUGGGGCAUCAUGGGAACUUGUUUUCAAUCUUUCAAAAUCAAUAAAAUCUAUUACAGGCAUGGUAUUAGGUAUUAAUGGUGAUAUUUAUUUCAUUACCGGUAAUGAUCCAAUUAAGUCACCUGAAUAUCUCGUAUGUGUAGCGACAAAUGGGUUAAUAUUAAUACGUUGGAAAUUAUAUCUUGAACGAGACGACGGAAUGACAACUACUGGUGUUACAAAUAUUGCUUCGAAUAUGAAUGGAACAUUAUUUUAUGGAGUAUCAUGGUUUAAGGAUACGAAUUAUUUAAAUAAAAUUUGUCGUUUAUCAAAUCCGGAAACAAAUAAUCCAAUUGAAAAAUGUGCUUCUAAUACAUAUUUUUCUCAAACAUUUCAAGAAUCAUUUGCUCUGAUUAAUACAACCAGUUUACAAAUUGAAUAUCAGAGUCCAUUCGAUAUUGGAUCUUCAAGCAGUUCUCAUUACAAUACUAACCAAACUGAAAUUUAUUGGAUUGGACUUGACGAUCAUUUACGAAAAGUAAAUAUUCAUGGUGAAGCAUUAAUAACUGUUGAGGUUAAUGGAGCUGGAAAUCAAAAUGAUGCUUUUAAUAAGCAACAAAAUAUAAUUGUCGGAGUUGGGCAAAAUUUCACAGCACCUUCGGCUCCGUUUGUUGUUUCUGCGUGGAAUGUUGAUUCAAAUGUUAGUUUUACUUUACUUUGGCAAUUGAGUCAACCAGUUGAAAUUGCAACUUCAUCAACACAUCCAGUUGUUGAUGAUAGAACGAAUAUAACAUAUGUUAGUAUUCUCCCAUAUAUUUCUGCAAUUGAUUCUCGUGGAAAUACUUUAUGGAAAACUGAAAUAACUUCUCGAGAUGAAAUAUAUGCAUACAGUCUUGUUGCAUCUUGCCUUACAUUGAAUACUUGUGUUCUUAUUUCAACGUUUGAUACUUCUAAUCAACAAACUCCAAAAGUUCUCUUUAUUGUUCCAGUAAAAACAACUACUGGCGUUGUUUUACCGCGAAUUAAUAUUGGAGUUCAUCCAGAUGUAUUGACUUAUGAUCAAUGUCCAAUGCUUGUAGAAAAUCAAAUGCUUUAUCUUCCUUGGUACUAUUUAAGCGACACCGAUAGCUUGCCAUUAUACAUUAUUGGGAUUCCACAAAUUACUUCUUUAUAA